This is a messenger RNA of Equus quagga, 2299 nucleotides long. RefSeq names its product sphingosine-1-phosphate receptor 5 (gene S1PR5). The coding region runs from base 205 to 1395 and encodes 396 amino acids. The transcript has 2 exons. Gene Ontology annotation, biological process: G protein-coupled receptor signaling pathway. NCBI's taxonomy places the organism in Eukaryota, Metazoa, Chordata, Mammalia, Perissodactyla, Equidae. Gene Ontology annotation, cellular component: membrane. The record is from RefSeq and is a predicted model, not a curated record. Gene Ontology annotation, molecular function: sphingosine-1-phosphate receptor activity.
ACAGGGAGAACCAGAGACCGACCCUGAGAGACCCGAGGAGAGAGAUCCACCCAGAGACACUCAUUCAUUCAUUCAUUCAUCCAUCCAUUCACUCAGCGCGCCCGGCAGCGCCCAGGCCAGAGCAAAUUCUUGCCCGCGUGGGGCUGACAGUCUCUUGGGGACAGAGCGCCAAAACGCGAUAAAUGAACUCGGGGCGGGCGGCCCAUGGAGCCAGGGCUGCUGCGUCCGGCGCCUGUGAGCGAGGUCAUCGUCCUGCAUUACAACUACACCGGCAAGCUCCACGGUGCGCGCUACCAGCCCGGCGCGGGGCUGCGCGCCGACGCCGCCGUGUGCCUGGCCGUGUGCGCGCUCAUCGUGCUCGAGAACUUGGCCGUGUUGGUCGUGCUCGGACGCCACCCGCGUUUCCACGCGCCCAUGUUCCUGCUCCUGGGCAGCCUCACGCUGUCCGACCUGCUGGCAGGCGCCGCCUAUGCCGCCAACAUCCUACUGUCGGGGCCGCUCACGCUGAAGCUGUCGCCUGCGCUCUGGUUCGCGCGUGAGGGCGGCGUCUUCGUGACGCUCGCCGCGUCCGUGCUGAGCCUCCUGGCCAUCGCGCUGGAGCGCCUCCUCACCAUGGCUCGCCGGGGACCCGCGCCCGCUGCCCGUCGAAGGCGCAUGCUGGCGCUGGCGGUCGCCUCCUGGGGCGUGUCGCUGCUCCUGGGGCUAUUGCCCGCGUUGGGCUGGAAUUGUCUGGGCCGCCUGGACUCCUGCUCCACGGUCCUGCCGCUCUACGCCAAGGCCUACUUGCUCUUCUGCGUGCUUGUCUUCGUCGGCAUCCUGGCCACCAUCUGUGCUCUCUACGCGCGCAUCUACUGCCAGGUGCGCGCCAACGCGCGGCGCCAGCAGGCGCGCCCCCGGCCUGGCCCCCUGAGCCGGGCGCGCCGCACGCCGCGCUCGCUGGCCCUGUUGCGCACACUCAGCGUAGUGCUCCUGGCCUUUGUGCUAUGUUGGGGUCCCCUCUUCUUGCUCCUCUUGCUGGACGUGGCGUGCCCGGCGCGCGCCUGCCCCGUGCUCCUGCAUGCUGACCCCUUCCUGGGUCUGGCCAUGGCCAACUCGCUUCUGAACCCCAUCAUCUACACCCUCACCAGCCACGACCUGCGCCACGCGCUCCUGCGCCUCGUCUGCUGCGGCCGCCGGCGCUGCGGCCGGGGCGCGGGCUCCUCCCCGUCGUCCGAGAGUGUGGCUGAGGCUUCGGGCGGCCGGCACCACUGGCUGCCCUCGGGCCAGGACCGCAUCUCCAGCCGCUCCGAGCGCUCGUCGCCCCAGCGGGACGGGCUGGACACCAGCGGCUCCACCGGCGGUCCCGGCACGCUCACCACAGCCCAGACCCUGGUACCCGCACCGCCCGCAGACUGACGCCCUCUGGCCCGCCACUGCCUUCCUAAGAAACUGUUUUGCAGACUUUUUCUUUUUAAAUAAAGGGAUUUGUAGGAAAGGCAGUAGAAAGGAGGCAGAAGAGACGCAGGGAAAUGUAUUUUAUUGACGUUAAACCCCACGGCAGUUAUCGCAACAGACACAAAUCGCUGCCCUUGUGGAACCCAUUUUCUGGUGGGGACACAGGCAAUAAUGGAGUGAAGAUAUAAUGGGAGUAAUUCCAGUGACAAUAAAAUGAUGCGAUGGUGGUCAGAGUGACAGAUGAUGUGAGCUGAGAUGUCAUUGUCCUGGAAACAGCGGAAGGAAGAGCAUUUCAGGCUGCCGGAACAGCAGGUGCAAAGGCCCUGGGGCUGGAAUGUGCCUGUGUGUUCUAUGAAAAGCAUGGAUCCCGCUGCAGCUGGAGCAGCGAUGAAGGGCGAGAAUGGGAGGAAACAAAGGCAGAGCAAUGAUGGAGCAAAUGGGGCAGGGCCUUGUGGGAUCAGGGGAGGACUUUCCUUCUGCUCUGUGUGAGAUGGGAGCCAUAGAGGGUUCUAGGCAGAGGAGGGACUUGACCUGGCUCAGAUGUUGACAGAUCUCUGUGUGGGGUGAAGGUAGAAGCUAGAACAAGGUGAAGAUGACUGCACUGACCCAGGGGAGCGAUGAUGGGGACUCAGACGGUGGGGCUUCUGGAUCGAUUUUGGAGGUAGCGCGACAUAAUUCCUGAGGAAUUGAGUGUGGAAAUGACAAAAAGAGUGGAGUCAAGGUCAGCUCUCCAGUUUAGAAGAGAGGACCGCCAAAGACAGGGCCCCCUAAAAUUUGACUCUGGGAGACUCAGCCAGUUCCUCUCUGAGUGUGGUGUCAGACCCCUCGUAAAAAGUAAAAAUAGAAUAAAAUCACAACAAUGACA